ACACCAAGGGUGUGUCAUGUGGGGAAUCCGUGUCGUCAUUCCUUCCCCACUGCGCCACCGAGUACUGGAGGAGCUGCACAGUGGCCAUCCUGGGCUGGUUCGGAUGAAAGCACUAGCCCGCAGCUUUGUAUGGUGGCCAGGCAUCGACACAGACAUCGAGCAGACCGGCAAGGCCUGCCUUGGCUGUCAGGCACACCAGGCGGCGCCACCGAAGUCACCGCUACAUCCCUGGGAGUGGCCGUCCAAGCCAUGGCAGCGUCUCCACAUUGAUUUUGCCGGGCCGUUCCAAGGGCACAUGUGGCUGAUUGUGGUGGACGCCCACAGUAAGUGGCCAGAAGUGCUACCAAUGAGCAGUACCACUGCCCCGGCUACCAUACGCCGUCUCCGAGAAGUGUUUGCUCAACAUGGCCUGCCGGACCAGAUCGUGAGUGACAACGGCCCGCAGUUUACUGCCGAUGAGUUCCGCCGUUUCACAGAAGCCAACGGCAUAACGCACACGUUCUCAGCACCGUACCACCCAGCGACUAACGGGUUGGCUGAACGAUUUGUGCGUACAAUGAAGCAGGCACUCAGGUCCCAUUCUGCCACAGCACCGCUUGAGUUCUUGCCUCGCUUCCUGUUGGCCUAUCGCACCACACCCCAUGCUACAACGAAUGCCACACCAGCAUCCCUGCUAAUGCACCGGGAGCUACGCACGCGGCUGUCGCUGGUUCAACCCAGUGUCCAGGCAUCUGUUGCUAAGAAACAGACAGCUCAGCGUAGUGCAAGAUCAGCGAACCGUGAGCGCACGUUUGCUGUGGAUGACACCGUCAUGGUACGUGACUACCGCACCAACGCACCACACCCGUGGAUUCCGGGCACAGUGCAAGCGGUACACGGCUCCCGCCACUAUACAGUGGAAGUUGGCCCAGACCAGCAAUGGAGGCGCCAUGUUGAACAGCUCCGGUCAGCCGACUCCGCUCCGCAAUCAUCCGUACCGAUGAACACAGCGCCUUUGCCGUCCGUGGCAGAACCGGAUCACAGUUUGUGCUUUCCGACUGCUCAUUUGCCAGCUAGUGUUCCGACACCACCCAGUGUCCAAGCCGCUGCUACUCCAACACCUCCGCCUGCGCAAACACCAGUAGCAGCAACUACGGCAACGCAGCAGGUCCAGUCGCCGCUGGCACAAGAUACGACUGAACCCCGCCGUAACCCGCCGAGAGCCCGAGUCCUGCCGGCUCGCCUGAGAGACUGAAUUGCUUCUUGCUCACACAAUUGCUGUCCCGUGCUCUCAGCUCAUCCGCUUCUUCUUCUUGUGCAUUAAAUGUUAUGCCGUAUAGGAAUACCUCGUAGCUCAACAUGUA
Messenger RNA from Sycon ciliatum, 1343 nucleotides. RefSeq lists its product as uncharacterized. The transcript has a single exon. Bases 17 to 1234 code for a protein of 405 amino acids. NCBI's taxonomy places the organism in Eukaryota, Metazoa, Porifera, Calcarea, Leucosolenida, Sycettidae. The record is from RefSeq and is a predicted model, not a curated record. Gene Ontology annotation, biological process: DNA integration. Gene Ontology annotation, molecular function: nucleic acid binding.